Molecule: messenger RNA, 601 nt
Organism: Equus quagga
Lineage: Eukaryota; Metazoa; Chordata; Mammalia; Perissodactyla; Equidae
Product: olfactory receptor 4C11-like
Exons: 1
Biological process (GO): G protein-coupled receptor signaling pathway
Cellular component (GO): membrane
Molecular function (GO): G protein-coupled receptor activity; olfactory receptor activity
Source: RefSeq, a predicted model, not a curated record
AUGAAGCAAAAUAACAGUGUAACUGAGUUCAUACUGUUAGGAUUGACACAGGAUCAUAAAAAGCAGAAAAUGGUGUUUGCAAUCUUCUUCAUUUUCUAUUUGGGAACUGUGCUGGGGAAUUUGCUUAUUAUUGUAACCAUCAAGUUCAGCCAGACACUUGGAAGCCCCAUGUACUUCUUCCUAUUUUAUUUGUCCUUAGUUGAUACCUGCUUUUCAACGUCCACAGCCCCUAGACUAAUUGUAGAUGCUCUCUCUGCAAAGAAAAUCAUUUCUUACAAUGAGUGCAUGACUCAAAUCUUUGCACUGCAUUUAUUUGGCGCCAUGGAGAUCUUUGUCCUUGUCCUCAUGGCCGUUGAUCGCUAUGCGGCAAUCUGUAAGCCCUUGCACUAUCCAAUCAUCAUGAACCGGCAGGUCUGCAUCAUCCUGAUUGUUCUUGCAUGGAUAGGGUCUUUUAUACAUUCUAUAGCUCAGAUUGUCCUGGCCUUGAGAUUGCCUUUCUGUGGAUCCAAUUUGAUUGAUCAUUAUUGCUGUGAUAUGCAGCCUUUGUUGAAACUAGCCUGCAUAGAUAUUUAUGUGAUCAACCUAUUAGUGGUGUCUAAUA